Cynara cardunculus var. scolymus (artichoke) is the source of this 1758-nucleotide messenger RNA. RefSeq names its product vacuolar cation/proton exchanger 3-like. Gene Ontology annotation, cellular component: plant-type vacuole membrane. The transcript is spliced from 12 exons. The coding region runs from base 67 to 1434 and encodes 455 amino acids. Gene Ontology annotation, biological process: calcium ion transmembrane transport; intracellular calcium ion homeostasis. Lineage: Eukaryota; Viridiplantae; Streptophyta; Magnoliopsida; Asterales; Asteraceae. The record is from RefSeq and is a predicted model, not a curated record. Gene Ontology annotation, molecular function: calcium:proton antiporter activity.
CAUUCAUUUCAUUCAUCCAUUAAGAUCUCCAAAAAAUUCUUUCCAAAAGGUGCAGAUCAUAUAUCUAUGGCUUCCAUACAACCAGCUGAACCAUGGUUGCUUGAAAAUGGCACCGUCAAGAGGCUAACCAAGGAAACCAGACAUGGGCAUGGUCAUAGCCGAACAGCCCACAACAAGUCAUCCUCUUCCCUUCGUAGAAAGUCCAAUAUGACCCUUGUUUCCAAAGUCCCCUGUGCAACCAUUAGAAACUUUCUAGCCAAUCUCCAGGAGGUCAUUUUGGGUACUAAAUUAGCAAUCCUUUUUAUCGCCAUUCCUCUUGCCAUUGCUGCCAAAUACCUCGGUUUUGCAAGACCGUGGGUUUUUUCCUUAAGUUUACUUGGAUUGAUGCCGCUUGCCGAACGUGUUAGCUUUCUAACAGAACAACUUUCUUAUUACACUGGUGCAACAGUGGGAGGAUUGUUGAAUGCUACAUGCGGGAAUGCAACAGAGCUGAUCAUAGCAAUAUUUGCAUUAAUGGAAAACAAAGUGGAUGUGGUUAAAUACUCUCUCUUGGGUUCCAUUCUCUCCAAUCUUCUCUUGGUGCUUGGUACUUCUCUGCUUUGUGGUGGAAUAGCAAAUGUCUCUGUUGAACAAAAGUUUGAUAGGAAACAAGCAGAUGUAAACAUAGCACUGCUGCUGCUGGGAUUGCUUUGCCAUCUGUUACCAUUGAUGUACAGAUAUGCAAGUCUUGAGACUCCACUGGCUACUGCUGCUGCAACACUCAACUUGUCAAGAGCUAGCUGCAUCGUCAUGCUUGUUGCUUACUUGGCUUAUCUCGUUUUCCAACUCUUCACUCACCGCCACAUCUUUGAAUCCCAAGAGGAUGAGGAUGGCAUGGGUGCAAGUGAAGAAGAAACACCAGUCAUAGGGUUUUGGAGUGGCUUGAUUUGGCUUAUUGGAAUGACUGCAGUUAUCUCUUUGUUGUCUGAAUACUUGGUGGAUACAAUUGAGGAAGCCUCCACUUCAUGGGGGAUAUCAGUGAGCUUCAUUAGCAUCAUCUUGCUACCAAUUGUUGGAAAUGCAGCUGAGCAUGCUGGAGCUGUCAUCUUUGCUUUCAAGAACAAACUGGAUAUAACUUUGGGUGUCGCACUUGGUUCUGCAACUCAAAUUUCUGUCUUUGUGGUUCCAAUGAGUGUUAUCGUUGCAUGGAUCGUGGGGAUCAAAAUGGAUCUUGAUUUCAAUCUCCUUGAAACUGGUUCUCUUGCUCUCACAAUCAUAGCCACAGCCUUCACAUUACAGGAUGGAACUUCUCAUUACCUGAAGGGAGUUGUUCUUCUACUAUGCUACUUCAUCAUUGGGGCUAGUUUUUUUGUUUCCGUUUCUCCAAUAGCACCAGGCGACGAUGUCGUGACAAUGGGACUUGAAUCCUCGAAUCAGAAGAUCUUUAGAGUAUGAAAGGGUAUUUGAGUGUUGAGAAUUGAUCAAUAUGCAUUCAUACAUCAUGACUUUGUUCUUGAUUCUUUGGUUGAAGCUGGACAGAAAUAUUGCAUUGGCUUAUGCAGUCUUUGCUUGUACAGUACAAGUUCAAGCAGCCUGGAGGUCCUUGUAUUCUUAUUCAUCCCAUCAGUCUCUCUCUCUACAUAUAUAUUAUAUAUAUAUAUAUAUAUAUCAUUUCCUUUGUAAUAUGUUGUCUUAAAUAAGGUAAUCAUGUGAUCAUUAAUUAAUGUUUGAAAAAUAAAUAUAAUCCUUUAUUAAUAUUUCUUGUAUUGUAUUCCUCUU